Molecule: messenger RNA, 3132 nt
Organism: Astyanax mexicanus (Mexican tetra)
Lineage: Eukaryota; Metazoa; Chordata; Actinopteri; Characiformes; Acestrorhamphidae
Product: gastrula zinc finger protein XlCGF26.1-like
Exons: 4
Coding region: 218-1906 (562 amino acids)
Biological process (GO): regulation of transcription by RNA polymerase II
Molecular function (GO): RNA polymerase II cis-regulatory region sequence-specific DNA binding; DNA-binding transcription factor activity
Source: RefSeq, a predicted model, not a curated record
UUUUGUUGGACCUGGCAACCCUGCUCCGUUCUCUCCUUGACUCCUCCAGUCUGCGCUGAUGGCCGAAGGGGGAGAAAGAAAGGACCUCCUGCUUCGUGUCUUCUCCUGCUUUGGGUAGUCAUCUUGCAACAAGGUUCAAGAAUUUACUUAAACAGAUGCAUAAACAUCUCCAUUAGGAAUUCCUCCCACUGUGCAAAAAAAGGAGUGUAAUUUAAACAUGGUGUCUAAAAGCUCCGGUUCUCAGAAAACAACCCCUGCUUCCACUGGUAAUGAAACAACUAACAGGACGAAACAAACGAGUCAAGUGAAAAAGAAGGAAUCACAUCAGUGCCCUGAAUGCGGGAAGAAUUUAACUACAAAGACUGGUCUCAGAAUACACCGGCGGAUUCACACUGGAGAGAAACCGUAUCAGUGCUCUGAGUGCGGUAUAAGUUUUAAAGCACAGAGUUCCCUUCAAGUACACAAGCGCCUUCACACUGGAGAGAAACCGUAUGAGUGCUCAGACUGCGGGAAGAGCUUCAAUACCAAGGGUAAUCUAAACUUACACGAGCGCGUUCACACUGGAGAGAAACCAUAUAAGUGCUCAGAGUGUGGAAAGUGUUUUAGAGUACAGAGCAGUCUGGAUGAACACCAGUACGUUCACACUGGAGUGAAACCGUAUCCGUGCCUAAAGUGUGACAAGAGCUUUCCUAGAUUAAAUAGUCUUUUAGAUCAUGAGCGUAUUCACACUGGAGAGAAACCGUUUCAGUGCACAGAGUGUGGGAAGAGCUUUACUGUAAAAAGCCAUCUUAAACAACACAUGACUGUUCACACAGGAGAGAAACCGUAUCAGUGUUCAGAGUGCAAGAAGAGCUUUGCUAGGCUAAGCAGACUCCAACAACAUCAGCUCAUUCACACUGGAGAGAAACCGUAUCAGUGUUCAGAGUGCAAGAAGAGCUUCGCUAGGCUACGCAGUCUCCAAAUACAUCAGCGCAUUCACACUGGAGAGAAACCGUUUCACUGCUCAGUGUGUGGACAGAGUUUUAGGGCACAGAGUAAUCUAAUAUCACACCGAAGUACUCACACACAGUUGAGACCUCACGAGUGCUCGGAUUGUGGGAAAUAUUUUAAAGAAGUGCGAGCUCUUAAAAUACACAAGCGCAUUCACACUGGAGAGAAACCGUUUAACUGCACGUUGUGCGGAAAGAGUUUUACCACGCAUUCUAGUCUGAUAUCACACAAGCUCAUUCACACUGGUGAGAAACCGUUUCAGUGCUCGCUGUGCGAGAAGGCUUUUUCUAACAGCAAAGCUCUUAAAAUACACAAACGUAUUCACACUGGGGAGAAGCCGUAUCACUGCUCACAUUGUGACAAGAGUUUUUUGAGGCGGCGUGGUCUACAAUCUCACCAGUACAUUCAUAAAGAAAUCAAACCGCAUCAGUGCACACAGUGUGAAAAGAGUUUUAUAGGAAAGCGUAGUCUCCAAAGACACCAGCACUCUCACACUGGAGAGAGGCCUUAUCACUGCACGGAGUGCGAGAAGACGUUUACUGCAGAGUUUCUCCUUGUACUGCACCAGCGGCGCAUUCACGCCAAAGAGAAAAAAUAUCACUGCGAAGAGUGCGCCAAGAGUUUUACUAAUAAGAAGAUUUUCAAAAACCACCAGCGCCUUCAUAUCAAAGAGAAGAAGUAUCGGUGCUCGGAGUGUGGGAAGAGCUGUACAAAUGUGAGGAAUCUCCAAAAACACCAGAGCCUUCAUGCCAGAGAAAAAAGAAUGCAUCGGUGCUCAGAGUGUGGAGAGAGUUUUACAGUUAAGAGGAAUCUUCUAAAACACCAGCGCCUUCAUACUGAUGCAGAGAGCCAGGAAAGUUCAUCACCAUCAAACGAGAGUUCUGCAGAGGAGUGGGACGAAGACAGAUCUGACUAAAGGACAGAUUCUAGAAACUGCCAAUCCGAGCUCUGCAGUGCCUGGUCCUUUUCACAGCAACAGGGAAGAAAAUGAUAAAAGAGGAAAAACAUCCUGAGAAAGAUCUUCAAAUACCUCUCACUCGUAAAUAUUCUUUAGUUUUUUUUGUUUGUUUUGUAUUCCAGUAGUGAAGGAACGAAAAAUAAUGAAUGGUUUUAUAAGUAUGAUUAUAUAUUUUUAUGCGUUUUCUUUAUAUUUACUCUUUUUUUCCACACUGAAGGUUUUAUUGUAUUCAGUGUAAUAUUUACUUACUGAUUUUGGAUCAGUACAUGUCAGAGACUGUAAAAAAAAGAUGGACGCCGUGUCUCCGUUCCCAGUCAUUCAAUGAAAAUGAAGCUAAAAUCUUCCUCCAUGUUGGCGAUCCUGACACCGAUUCUGCGCAGUAGAGACCAGAGGAGGGAGAAAGACUGUGGAGAGACCGUCUACUCAUUUAAAUAACCCCGCCCCUGAGGGCUGCCUCGAGGUCACAGGCUGCAGGGCGGAGCGGAGCUGACGGUCUGUUAUUGGCACCGCCCAUAACCAGCCCUUUUUCAAUAACCACACCUUUUUUAAAUAGAGCUGAAUAACGUUUUAAAUAACAAAUUCUGUGUGGAUAUAAAAAUUUAACAAUAUAAGUAUAUAUAGAAUAUAUUAGAAAAAAACGUGGUUGAAAGUUCUGUUUUGCCAUUGAAACCUAUGGGGAUGGGUGGAGUUUCACAGCUUUCUGAAACCAAACAGCAGGGGGCGCCUGACCUGUGGUGGCUUCACUUUUGAGAGACGAUGCUCUGUCCAGCUAUAUACAAUCUAUGAUACAUGUCUAUAAUGAUAUAUAAAGGUACUUUUAUAUUUACCCUAUAUAUUUACCUGUUGUAUUUAUCUUCUAUGCAUUUUUGUCACACUUACCUGUGAUAUUUACCUGUUGUACGUACCUGUAAAUCUAUACGUAGUCCUGAAAGGUGGAGCUAGCUCUGUGAUUGGCUGAAUGAAUCAGGUAAAUCCUGGAAGAGACAGUAUAUGAAUUAGAGAAUGUUCGCACUGAAUUGAUGUAAACAGGUAUAGUUUUUACUUUUUCUCUUGUUUUAUUUUUGCAACUCUCUUUUUGAGAUUCACAUUCUUAUUUUUGUAAUUGAAUCUCUUUAUACAUUUUACAACUACAGACACAGGGCAAAUCAACAGGUACAUUUUAAGUUUUUAAGAAUAUUUAUAAA